GACAUAAAGAGAUAUCGACAAGUUUGUAAUGUAGGUAACAUAAAGAGAACACGGAACUAUUCGUCUUUGAAAAUAUUAAGAAAAUAAAAUGGCAAUGGCUGAGAAAAUGGUGGAAUAUAUUCCACCAGAAAAUACAACCUACGUCUGGUUUAGUCAGUUUGAUACAAAGGACUAUCCAUUUCACGAUGCAACUGGUCUAAUGAUACUAAUUGUGUUCGCUUAUUUAUGGUUUAUCUUGAAAGUUGGACCAGAUUUAAUGAAAAAUCGCCAGCCAAUGGAGUUGAGGAAAACAAUAUUCGUAUACAAUUUAUUGCAAGUCAUUCUAUCCACCUAUUAUACUUGUUUGGGAACAGCAAUACUCUGGGAAACUGAACUUUUUCCAAAAGUAUGCCCCACGUUUGAUCCUAAAUUCCGAGGAAAGAUAUCAUAUCUUAUAUACGUUUUCCUACUCGGGAAAUACACCGAGUUGUUAGACACGAUAUUCUUUGUACUCAGGAAGAAGUAUGAUCAAGUGUCAUUCCUUCACGUGUACCAUCAUUCGUCCGUUGUCUUCGGCACCUACAUGUUGUUCCGUUACAGCCAAUGCCACAGUUGCGUCUAUUUCAUCACCGUCAACUCUUUUGUACACAUCGUCAUGUAUACCUACUACCUCGUGUCUGGCCUUGGACCGCAGUUCGCGAAGUAUUUGACGUGGAAAAAACACAUCACUAAUUUACAAAGGAUCCAGUUUAUAAGUAUCUUCUUGCAUCAGAUUCUGUGCAUUCUCCGCACAAAAUGCGAGUACAGCUACGCCGCAAUCAUAUACAUACUGUAUUCGACUGUACUGUUCUUUAGAAUGUUUACCAAUUUUUACACAAAAUCCUAUAAGAAGAAGAAGCCGCCCAAACUUAUUAAAGGUGUGCUGACAAUGAACGAAGAGGAAGAAAAAGAGCAGUGAAAUGUUUACAUAUUCAAUAUACUCCAUAACAAAGUAGCCCCCGCUGUCUGUACGCCUUUUUUAAACAGUGCUACGGAAUUUUAUGUAAUUUAUAAUUAAAUUUGUACACAUUUGCUCGUAAAGCGUCUCUUAUUGCACCAAUUUCAAU
Chilo suppressalis (striped riceborer) is the source of this 1085-nucleotide messenger RNA. The record is from the annotation of a GenBank genome assembly. NCBI's taxonomy places the organism in Eukaryota, Metazoa, Arthropoda, Insecta, Lepidoptera, Crambidae.